Humulus lupulus (European hop) is the source of this 489-nucleotide messenger RNA. RefSeq lists its product as uncharacterized. Lineage: Eukaryota; Viridiplantae; Streptophyta; Magnoliopsida; Rosales; Cannabaceae. The coding region runs from base 1 to 489 and encodes 162 amino acids. The transcript has a single exon. The record is from RefSeq and is a predicted model, not a curated record.
AUGGAUCUGAUGAAUAGGGUGUUCAAGGACUAUCGAGACAGGUUCAUGAUUAUGUUAAUCGAUGACAUUCUAGUCUACUCUCAAUCAGAGACAGAACACGAGCAACAUCUUCAUUGGGUAUUACAGAGGCUGAGGCAACACAUGUUAUAUGCCAAGUUCAAGAAGUGUGAGUUCUGGUUACCUCAACUGACGUUUCUCGGUCAUACUGUCAGCAAGGAUGCAAUUAUGGUGGAUCUGACCAUGAUAGAGGUGGUGAGAGAUUGGCCAAGGCCAAGGAAUGCUUCAGAGACUAGAAUUUUCCUCGGGUUGGCAGGGUACUAUCGAAGUUUGGUUGAAGGGUUCUUUAGGAUUGCAACGCCCAUGUCUGAAUUGACACGCAAGAAUUUAAAGUUUGUUUGGUCUGAAAGAUGUGAAAACAACUUUCAUGAGUUGAAGCGACGGUUGAUUACUGCUCCUGUGCUCAGUUUUCCUAUGCCUCAAGACAAUUGA